CUAGACAGGGUGGCGGGUGAGUCGGGGUCCGAACCCCGCCCGCAGGCCCCACUCCGCCGGGCCACUGCGCCCCCUCGCGGUAGGUGGUGGAGAACAGAUGGCCCGGGGCUUCAGGCGGGGCUCCGCGGGCCCGCAGCGGGUGUGGCCUGCCCGGCUCCCUCCCGGAGCGCGAAGCAGGGGGUCCCAAAGGGUUGUGAAGCCUUCGGGCUUUCUUGGGUAGGAAGCGCCCGCGCAGGAUCGUGGAGCACCCUGCAGACCACUCCCACGCCAACCGCUGCGGUAUUGCGCAGGCGCCACUGAUCGCGCGGCGCCAUUGCCCUCCAGCUCUGACCGGGAGUCCUGUCGGAAGUCCACGGAAGGAAAGCGGAGCACUACAUCUCGACGACGGCGGCUUGGUGCUGCUGCAGUUGCGCCAGUGAGGGCUGCGGACCCGCUUAGGCCUGGAUAGCCAGUGAAGAACUACAACCCCCAAGGACAAAUCCGGAAACUGAGCUCCUGUGAGGCCACACCCUGUAGGUACUGCCUCCAAAGCUGACAUUUCACUCUCACUCUGGACUCUGCUUCCUGGAAUACUGCUCAGUCAUGGUCCACGCCUUCCUCAUCCAUACCCUGAGGGCCCCAAAUGCAGAGGACACAGGCUUUUGCAGAGUGCUCUACUCUUGUAUCUUUGGUGCUGAGAAGUCAGCGGAAGACGUGCGGCCACAUGGUGCAGAGAGGGACAGACUACUUCGCAAGGAGCAGAUUUUGGCCGUGGCCAGGCAGGUGGAAUCCAUGUGCCAACUGCAGCAGCUGGCCUCAGGCCGCCCACCCUCAGAUUUACAGGCCCAGACCUCUGAUGAGCCUGUGUCCCUACAUGAGGCCCCGCGUGGGGUCUUUGGGCUGGCAGCGGGGGACCCCUUUCAGGAGCCUCGGACUGUGGUGUGGCUGGGAGUGCUGUCCUUAGGCUUUGCCCUGGUGCUGGAUGCCCACGACAACCUGCUGCUGGCCGAGAGCACACUCCGCCUGCUGGCCCGCCUCAUCCUGGACCAUCUUCGCCUGCUGGCCCCAGGCUCCAGCCUCCUGCUUCGGGCUGACCAUGUUGAAGGCAUCCUCUCCCGCUUCCUGCCCCAUGGCCAGCUGCUCUUCCUCAAUGACCAGUUUAUCCAGGCUCUGGAGAAGGAAUUCAGUGCUUCCUGGCCUCGCUGAUGCGGCUGGCAUGGGUGUCCCAGGAGGGGUAUGAGGGAGGCAGAGUGGCACACACAGCAAGGAGAGGCUUGACAUCUGCUCCAGCCAGCCUUCUGCCCACCCUGAUGUGCCCCGCACUGGGGACCCCAGACAAGACAGACAGGUAGCAAGGGGGCUGGGCCAAGGUGCUAUUGGGUCAGUGAGAUCACAGAACAUCCUGAGUCUUGAUCUGCCAUAUGACUCCACCCACUGCAUUGAGUUGGCCUUACCAGCCCCAACCCCAGCCUCAACCAGGAGGAGCUGCGAGAAGUCACUCCCCUCCAGAGCCCCAGGGAUCUCCCCUUACAGUGGGGAGCGCUGGUCCCUGCCUUUGUGUCCCCUUAGGCAGCAUUGUGGGAGCCUUUGUCCAGUGAGGUGACAUACUGGUUUCCCUCAUUUGCUGCAGCUGAAUGCCAGAGCCUUAGCCUGGAUGACGUUUUCUAUUAAAAGGACUGGCUCUGUGACCUCA
Cavia porcellus (domestic guinea pig) is the source of this 1672-nucleotide messenger RNA. It is a transcript of the gene Ap5s1, whose product is annotated as adaptor related protein complex 5 subunit sigma 1. The coding region runs from base 583 to 1185 and encodes 200 amino acids. Gene Ontology annotation, cellular component: AP-type membrane coat adaptor complex; late endosome; lysosome. The transcript has 3 exons. Gene Ontology annotation, biological process: double-strand break repair via homologous recombination; endosomal transport. The record is from RefSeq and is a predicted model, not a curated record. Lineage: Eukaryota; Metazoa; Chordata; Mammalia; Rodentia; Caviidae.